AUGUCGUUCACGUUCGGUCAGCCAUCCACCAGCGGCGCCUCAGGCCAGUCCAAUACGUCGACUGCCCCCGCGAGCGGCGGUCUCUUCGGCAGCACCACUGGUUCGAGCACGCCAGCCUUCUCAUUCGGCAACACGUCCGGCACGCAGUCCGGCAGCCUGUUUGGCGGUGCAACCACAGGCCAGAAGACAAGUCUCUUCGGCAACACAUCGAGCACUACCCCAGCAGGCACGCCAGCUACCUCGCUUUUUGGCCAGAGUACCAGUUCUUCGUCGGGCCCAAGCCUGUUUGGCAAUGCCAGCAAGCCGAGCGGCAACCUGUUUGGUAACACUUCUACCUCUGCGGCUGGCAGCUCGACCCCCGCUGGCACGCCGAGCCUGUUCGGCAGCAAGACUGCCACAACAUCUGCGGGAGCCUCGUCAACGACGCCAGCGGCCACAGCGGGUAGCGGCAGUCUCUUCGGCUCGACGACAGCCACCACCCAGGGCUCUUCUACUCCUACCUCAACCGGUCUUUUUGGCGGCAGUUCCACUGCUAGCAAGUCCUUGUUUGGCUCAACCACCACUCCUGCCACGGGCACGUCCGGCUCUCAGACGACCCCGGCAAAGCCACUUUUCGGUAGCUUUGGGUCGACUACCCCGGCGGGUGCCCCUCCGACCGAUGCCACCAAGACUGCUGGCCUCUUCGGCAACUUGUCCAAGCCAGCGACCACCGGGACUUCUACGCCCACUCUCUUUGGGUCGACUUCUGCCACCACGCAAGGCCAGUCUAGUACACCUUUGUUUGGGGCUAAGCCUGCGGAAACAUCGACUACCACUGCUGCUUCUGGGGCUGCCACACCUGCUACCUCUGCGCCGGCCUCAACAACGCCCACGCUGUUCGGAGGCGCCACUCUCACGUCUUCUGCUCCCGCUGCUUCUACGAGUACAUCCACAGCAACAGCGUCGACUCCUGCCGCGACCAAGCCCUUGUUUGGUGCCACUGCAACGACCAGCGCUCCUGGCUCAUCAACUACAACGGCGACACCCGGGUUGUUCUCGACGACUCCUGCUACCACUGCCGCUGCUGGUUCAAGCACGGCUACCUCGACUUUGUUUGGGACCAAGCCGGCUACCACCACUGCAGCUGCCGCCUCCUCUACUCCUGCAGCGACAUCAACGCCAAGCCUCUUUGGAAGUAAGCCCGCGUCUACCACGGCGCCGGCUUCUGGCACUCCGACGACCACCACCGCACCUGCUUCUACCUCUGCCCCUGCGACAACGACCGCCGCCCCAACCUCAGGGGCGUCAGCGACUGCAUCAACAACCACAGCUGGUCAGGAUGCAAAGACUACGACCGCCGGGCUUGGUGCUUCUACCGUCGGCCCCCAGUCGCAGCUGCCCCGUCUGAAGAACAAGACAAUGGACGAGAUCAUCACGCGGUGGGCAACCGACCUGGCCAAGUACCAAAAGGAGUUCAAGGAGCAGGCGGCGAAGGUGAUGGAGUGGGAUCGGUUGCUGGUCGAGAAUGGCGAGAAGAUCCAAAAGCUGUAUACCAGCACCUAUGAGGCCGAGCGCGCAAGCAAUGAGAUUGAGCGCCAACUAUCUAAUGUCGAGAGCCAGCAGGAGGAGCUAACGGCCUGGCUGGAUCGCUACGAACGGGAGCUGGAUGAGCUGUACGCCAAACAGAUGGGCUCUGCCGCUGGCGAACAGGCUGCUGGUCCGGACCAGGAGCGCGAGCGCACUUACAAGCUGGCCGAGAAGCUGACAGAUCAGCUGGAUGAGAUGGGCAAGGACCUGGCCAAGAUGAUAAAGGAGAUCAACGACAUGUCCAACACUCUCAGCAAGGGCAGCAAGCCCGAUGAUCCAUUGACUCAAAUCGUGCGGGUCCUGAAUGGACACCUUGCCCAGCUGCAGUGGAUCGACACCAAUGCCGCUGCUCUCCAAGCAAAGGUUGCCGCAGCGCAGAAGGCUGCUGGCAGCAUGGGCGCCAACGUCCCUGGCACAGAAACCGAUGCUGCCGAAAGCUUCUACAGGUCAUACCGGGGUGGGCUCAAAUGA
Messenger RNA from Thermochaetoides thermophila DSM 1495, 2037 nucleotides. RefSeq lists its product as uncharacterized. Gene Ontology annotation, biological process: protein import into nucleus; RNA export from nucleus. Gene Ontology annotation, cellular component: nuclear pore central transport channel; nuclear pore. The record is from RefSeq and is a predicted model, not a curated record. Lineage: Eukaryota; Fungi; Ascomycota; Sordariomycetes; Sordariales; Chaetomiaceae. The coding region runs from base 1 to 2037 and encodes 678 amino acids. The transcript has 2 exons. Gene Ontology annotation, molecular function: structural constituent of nuclear pore; phospholipid binding.